Messenger RNA from Chlorocebus sabaeus (green monkey), 2208 nucleotides. RefSeq names its product spermatogenesis associated 1 (gene SPATA1). The record is from RefSeq and is a predicted model, not a curated record. Lineage: Eukaryota; Metazoa; Chordata; Mammalia; Primates; Cercopithecidae.
CCAGAAAUGAGUGGAAUGCUAUCUUAAGCCAAAAAACUAUUACAAUUUUUAUUUAAUACUACUUAAAUGAAGAAAGAUAAAAAAAGAAACAAAAUUCAAAUUGAUAAUUAUACCAUUCAGACAUUAGUAAAUAUGUCGCUCAAUCCAAGUCGACCUUCCUCAUCAGAGUUGGUGGAACUUCAUGUUUUUUAUGUCCCUGAAGGAUCAUGGAACUAUAAGCUAAAUACCAUUUCAACAGAAGUUGUUAACAAAUUCAUUUCAGCUGGAUUUCUAAGAGUAUCUCCUCAACUUACUUUACGAGCCCUGAGGGAGCGUCUUGGUGAAUUCCUGGGUGAAGAUGCUAUUGCAGAAAAAUUUUUAUUUCUGAAAUGCAUUGGAAAUAAUUUAGCUGUGGUGAAGGAAAAGCAAGAAUCAGAACUGAAACUCAAAUCAUUUGCUCCUCCAUAUGCUCUUCAACCAGAAUUAUAUUUGCUUCCUAUAAAGGACCAUUUAGGAAAUGUUUAUUCACCAUCAUCAACAGUUAUUUUAGAUGAGCGGCAGACUAAUAAUGGUGCUAAUGAGGCUGAUGGAACAAUCCACAGACCAAUUAGUAUAACUUUGUUCAAGGAGGAACUUGGAAGAGAUCCCAGUUUGUUAGAAAACACUUUGAAAGAGCUUCCUAACAAGAAUCAGGAAGAAGCUGGGGGAAAAGCCACUGCGGAAAAAAGUCAGAUUGCAAAAAAUCAAAUUAGAAAUUCUGAGUUGCCAAGAUCAUUGGAAGAUUCAAAUAAUGAUUGCUUUGGCACCAAAAAAAGUCAGUGUCUUUGGGAAAAUGAAGAUGAUACAGCUAUCAGUAGAAGACAGGACAAUCAGAUAGGUGAAAAAGAGUACAUCACCCUACCAGAUCACCCUUCACUUCAUUGUCAACCUGUUCUUUCUUCAAGAAUAAUUGAUAUCUCUUUAUUACCAACUGAAAGAGAGAAGAUUAUCAAACAAAUGAAACAAGUAAAGGAAGAAAGAAGGUAUCUGGAAAGAAAUAGAGAAGAACUAGUAAAAACAGUUGAAAAGCUAUUUGAACAAAGCAAAUUAAAACGAUAUCAUGCCUAUGACGGUUGGAAGAAAAAAUACUUGGAAACAAAGAAAGUCACAGCAUCAGUGGAGGAAGUUUUAACAAAACUUCGAGAAGAUUUGGAACUCUACUAUAAAAAAUUGCUCAUGCAACUUGAAGCCAGGGAGAUCAAGAUGAGACCAAAGAAUCUGGCAAACAUCACAGACUCCAAGAAUUAUCUGAUAAUCCAGAUCACUGAGGUACAGCAUGCAAUUGACCAACUUAAGAGAAAACUGCAUACUGACAAAAUGAAACUCACAGUAGAAGUUAAGAUGAGAAAACAAGCAGUUUCAGAUUUACGAACAUUGAAAACUGAACUGGCACAGAAAAAAAAAAUAAUACAUCUCUACAAUCUCAAUUAGGGAGCAUUGGCUGCUGCAAUACAUUCUGACCAGAUCUGACUUUGUUCAUCAUAAGACAUCACAAAGAGGAAGUCACAAGCAUCUGCGAUUCCAGUAUAAUUAUAGCAUCUUCUGUCUAUGUUCUUUGGAGACCAAGCUACAUCAAAGGUUACCUGUGGAAAAAAAUCUUACUAUUUUAUGUAACAUGAUCAAAUAUGCAUAUUAUGUCAGAUUUUUAAACUUAUAUAUAUUUUUACCUUAUACUACACAAGGAAAAAGCUUACAGUAUAUGAAUGUAGGGUUUGACACACAGAGAACUUGAACCAUUCUAAGAAAUAUUUUUUGCUUACACUUGACUGAGUCAGACAUAUAUUUGGACAUACAGGAGCAGGACACUAUAUAGAAGAUGGCCUUCAAACUCAAAAUGUCUUCAAACGCGAGGCUGGUACCUCAGCUGAUUAAAAGAAGCAGGUAUAAUAACAACAGGGUAUGGUGAUGCCCCUGAGCAAUUAGAGAGUAAAGGCACACUAAAAGAAUUCAAAUACAAAAGUUUUUAAAAUAUUAUGCAGGUUAAAUAUGUCACCUGUUGGCACAACCUGAUUGGGCUGCAAGUUUCAGCCCGUGAUUCACAAUCACCUUAUAUGGUAGGUUUGGCCCAAUAUUAGUUAGACAAUAAUGGUGUCUUAUGGCCACAGGUAUAGAUUAAUCAAGUCAAAAUGUUGAACAAAUCAUUUAAAUGAUCUUAUUUUAUGGAAAUAUUCAAAUAAAUGUUGAGUAAUA